Messenger RNA from Closterium sp. NIES-65, 1599 nucleotides. NCBI's taxonomy places the organism in Eukaryota, Viridiplantae, Streptophyta, Zygnematophyceae, Desmidiales, Closteriaceae. The record is from the annotation of a GenBank genome assembly.
AUGGGACAGCAGGGGUUGCAAAGCGGUGGGCAGCAGGAGCUGCAGAGCGGAGGGCAGCAGCAGCUGCCGAGCGGAGGGCAACAGCCCAAGCAGAGCGGAGGGCAGCAGGGGAUACAGGCUGGGGGGCAGCAGGAGCUGCAGGCUGGGGUCCAGCAGGAGCGGCAGGCCGGGGGGCAGCAGGAGCUGCAGGCCGGGGGGCAGCAGGAGCUGCAGGCCGGGGGGCAGCAGGAGCUGCGGGCCGGGGGGCAGCAGGAGCUGCAGGCCGGGGGGCAGCAGGAGCUGCAGGCUGGGGGGCAGCAGGCGUUGGCGACGGCGAUGGUGGAACCACAGGCCGCGGGGCAGCAAGAGCCGCGAAGCGGAGGGCAGCAGCAAUUGCAGAGCGGAGAGCAGCAAUGGCUGCAGGCUGGGGGCCAGCAGGCGUUGGUGACGGAGAUGGAGGUGGAGUCACAUGCCGGGGGGCAGCAGGAGCUGCAAAGCGGAGGGCAGCAGCAGCUGCGCAUCGAAGGGCAGCGGACGCUGCCGAGUGGAGGGGAGCAUCCAAGGAACGGGCAGCCGGAGCUGCCAGGAGAAGGGCAGCUGCCGGCGAGGGAGAAGCAAGCGGCAAACGUGGAAAUGGCCGAGCUAUCACGAGCCGUGGAAAUGCCACGAGCGGAGCGGCAGAAGCUGCAAACGGGAGGGUGGCGGGAGCUGCCGGCGCAGGGUCAGCGGGAGGUCACGAAUUCGGAUGCUGUAAGCCAAGCGAGCAGAACCCGGGCACAGGGCCGAGGCGGGAGUCGACGUUCCUGCAAAUCGCAAGGGCAGAUUGGAAGCGGGGCUGCCGCACAGCAGGCAGAGGGGCAGCCGGGGGCACCCGGUGCACCCCAGGGAGAGCGGCAGGCAGGGGGGCAGCUGAUGGUGCCCGGAGCACCCCAGGGAGAGCAGCAGGCAGGAGGGCAGCCGGGGGUGCCCGGAGCACCCCAGGGAGAGCAGCAGGCAGGGGGGCAGCUGAGGGUGCCCGGAGCACCCCAGGGAGAGCAGCAGGCAGGAGGGCAGCCGGGGGUGCCCGGAGAGAAGCAGGCAGGAGGGCAACCGGGGGUGCCCGGAGCACCCCAAGGAGAGCAGCAGGCAAGAGGGCAGCCGGGGGUGCCUGGAGCACCCCAGGGAGAGCAGCAGGCAAGAGGGCAGCCAGGGGUGCCCGGAGCACCCCAGGGAGAGCAGCAGGCAGGAGGGCAACCGGGGGUGCCCGGAGCACCCCAGGGAGAGCAGCAGGCAGGGGGACAGCAAGAGCUGCCCGGAGGUCAACAAGCAUUGGCAGCAGAGAUGGAGGUGGAGCAAGGGGUCGGGGAGCAGCAGGAGCUGCAGGAGCUGGAGGUGGAGAUGGAGGAGCCGCAAGAGGAGGCGCGAGAGGAGCUGCCGGUAUGCAUGCAGGAGGGGAGUCAUACAGACAAUCAACCCCAGUCGCAGGCAGGGCGGCAAGGGUGUUAUGAGGGGAACCAGCCCUUGCCUGGAAGCGUGCAACAGGGGUUGCCGACGAGUGAGUCGCAGGAGUUGCAGGUGCAGAAUCAGCAGGGGGUCACUAACCCGGGCGGCACAGGCCAAGCCGAAGGGUCGCGGGUGUGA